This is a messenger RNA of Chenopodium quinoa (quinoa), 396 nucleotides long. RefSeq lists its product as uncharacterized. Bases 1 to 396 code for a protein of 131 amino acids. The record is from RefSeq and is a predicted model, not a curated record. The transcript has a single exon. NCBI's taxonomy places the organism in Eukaryota, Viridiplantae, Streptophyta, Magnoliopsida, Caryophyllales, Amaranthaceae.
AUGGAAAAUGGUGAAUCUGUUCGCCAACAUGCUUUCAAAAUGAUAGGUCUUUUUGAAAGCAUGAAACGUCUUGGAUUCCCUUAUAGCCAACAGUUGGCUACUGAUAUCAUUCUCCAUUCAUUGCCUGACAGCUUUAAUCAGUUUAGGAUGACUUUCAACAUGAAUGAGUCUGAAAAGACUAUGACUCAAUUGCAUGGGAUGCUUGUCAAUGCUGAAAGGAACAUUCCCAAAGAACCAAAGAAAGAGGUUUUGAUGGUUCAAAAGGGAAAGGGUUUCAAAAAGAAGGGGGCAGGCAAGAAAAACAAAGGCAAGCAAGUUGUCAAAGUUUCUGAAAAGCUUAAGCAGACCGCUAAACCAAAAGUUGUUGAAGCAAAUGUUUCUACUGUGAAAAGAUAG